Messenger RNA from Cricetulus griseus (Chinese hamster), 1504 nucleotides. The record is from RefSeq and is a predicted model, not a curated record. NCBI's taxonomy places the organism in Eukaryota, Metazoa, Chordata, Mammalia, Rodentia, Cricetidae.
AUGUACCCCAAUCCUCUCAUCUACUGCACCUGCUUGGACCCCUGGAACUUGGGGCCACGGAAGCUAAUCAAGACCCCUCAACCACUUCCAAAGACCUCCACAGGGAAGCCUAAGCAAACUCUUCCUUCACCAGUUUCAAGAGAACGCAACUACCUCCUGUCCCAAUCAACAAAGCCUGCUGUAUCCCCAAAAGACAAAGCCCCGACAGUAAAACCAGAGGAGAGCAGCAAACCUCCUGCUGAAGUGAUUGAUGUGUCACCUGGCUAUAAACUCAUUCGAAAUCGAGAACAGAUUUCUGUCACCUUGGGAGAUGAGAUGUUCAAUAGGAAAAAGCAAGGGGAAUCAGACAUCUUGAGCAAAAUCAAGUUUUCCAGGACUGACAUCAUUUCUGACCUUGAGGAGCAGAUCUCCGAGCUGACAGCAAUAAUAGAACAAAUGAACAGAGACCACCAGUCUGCCCAGAAAUUGCUCUCCGACGAGAUGGAACUCCGCUGCACUGAGAUGAAACAGAAGUUUGAAAAUGAGACCAGGGAUCUCAAAAAGGCUCACAAAGUGGAGCUUGAGAAGUUAGAGAGCAGCUAUAAAGAAGCGCUGAAGUCGGAGAAAGCUUCUGCCCAGGAGAAACUAGAUGGAAUGAGCAAAGAAUAUAAGUAUCUGAAGAAUAUGUUUCACAUGUAUCAGGAUAGCGUUUAUGAUGAAAUGGAAGAUACAUGGUCCAGGCGGAAGGCAGAAUGGGAGAAGGAUGAGAAGAUGGAGCGAGAAAAGAUUCUGUUGCAACAAAAACAUAAGAUAACAAAAAAGUUUGAGUUAGAGUCGGAAGAAGAAAAAAGGAGAAUAACUGAAUCUUUCAGUGCUGUCUUUGAGAACUUCAAUCGAGAGAAGGAGGAGCUCAUCAAACAACAUAAUGAAGAUAUCUUGAAAAUGGAGGAGCUGAAGAGAUCCAAGGAGAUCUUGGAGGCUGAGUUGCGGGCACAGGCUGUCAUUCUGGAGACACUUAACACGAACCUUUACCACUGCCAGCUGGAGCUCCAAAGAGAGAAAACUGCAGUGGGAAAUCUGGAGAAGCUGUUCCAGACGAAACUCAAUGAGACUGAAGAAAAGUAUAGGCACACCAUACAGACCCUGACAGAAGAAAACAACUUCCUCAGGCAAAAGAUCAUGACCAUGGAUGAGGAAAAUUCUGAAGAAGUAUCUGAGCAGUCAUCCUCCACUCCUUCUGUUCAUGAGCCCAACUGUGACGAAGACAGCAGCAACAAGAAGCAAGCACCAUAGAUAACAAACUGUGCUCUGUGGCUGGAGCAGCAGCAACACUGCCAGCAGAACCGCAGACUCCAGCAAGGUUUUCUGGAGAGAUGCAGAUGGGUUAUUCUGUCUUUAUUUUUUGUCUUUUGUGCAAUUUGCUUUCUCCAGAAUGAUUAGGGAUGUCUGAAUUCUUAUCUCAAUUACAUGGUGACUCUCAUGCACUAUUUUUUCUGCUUGUUAUAUAUUUUGAUCAAAUACUGGU